UUCGUGCUUUCGAGAUUAAGCGGACGGGAGCUACUUUUCCUUACAAGAGCACUAUGCCAAGGGAGUGUUACCAGUGUCGGUUAUAGUAGCCAAUAUUUUCUUUCCGUGAGUCCCAUAACGCGUCUCACACUUUCAAAGUUUAUUACCAGUCAGACAUGGCUGCCCAGUGUGUAACCAAGGUGGAGCUGACUGUGUCCUGUGAGAACCUCCUGGACAAAGACGUCGGCUCAAAGUCAGACCCCCUGUGUGUCCUGUUAAUGAACAGCUCUGAUUCUCAGUGGUAUGAGGUGGGUCGCACAGAGAAAGUCCAGAAUUGUCUCAGCCCAAAGUUCGCAAAGAAGUUUGUCGUUGAUUACUACUUUGAAAUAGUGCAAAAGCUGAAGUUUGGAGUUUAUGACAUUGACAACAAGACAAUUGACCUGACUGACGAUGACUUCCUGGGUGAACUAGAAUGCACCCUGGGCCAAGUUGUAUCUAGUAAGAAACUGACCCGACCGCUUGUGUUGAAGAACAAAUCACCAGCAGGGAAAGGGACCAUCACAAUCAAUGCAGAGGAAAUAAAAGACAAUAGGGUGGUGAAUUUUGAAGUGGCAGCAAGAAAACUAGACAACAAGGAUUUGUUUGGAAAGUCCGACCCCUACCUGGAGUUCUACAAGCAGACAGAAACAGGCUGGCAGCUGGCUCACAGAACAGAGGUGGUGAAGAACAACUUGAAUCCAACAUGGAGGCCGUUUCGAAUCCCUCUGCAGUCUCUCUGUGGAGGAGACAUGGAGAAGCCAAUAAAAGUUGAGUGUUACGACUACGACAAUGACGGGUCACAUGAUCUUAUUGGAGUCUUUGAGACGACAAUGAAACGCCUCCAAGAAGCCUCACACACUUCUCCGGCAGAGUUUGAAUGCAUCAACAGUAAAAAGAAACAGAAGAAGAAAGGCUACAAGAACUCUGGUGUUGUGAGCGUAAAGCUGUGCCAGGUGGUGAAGGAGUAUACCUUCUUGGAUUAUAUUAUGGGAGGCUGUCAGAUUAACUUCACUGUGGCCGUUGACUUCACAGGUUCCAACGGGGAUCCUCGGUCACCCCAGUCUCUGCAUUACAUUAGUCCCCAGGGUGUUAAUGAGUAUCUCACUGCAAUCUGGUCAGUGGGUAAUGUCAUCCAGGACUAUGACAGUGAUAAGAUGUUUCCUGCAUUUGGCUUUGGAGCCCAGAUUCCACCCACAUGGCAGGUUUCCCAUGAGUUUCCGCUCAAUUUCAACCCAUCAAAUCCAUUUUGUGCAGGUGUUGAAGGUGUGGUUGAAGCCUACAGAAGCUGCCUGCCUCAAGUCAAACUGUACGGCCCCACCAAUUUCUCCCCGAUUAUCAACCACGUGGCCUGCUUUGCAAAGCAAGCCCUCCAGCAGACCACUGCAGCUCAAUAUUUUGUUCUGCUGAUCAUCACUGAUGGAGUGAUCACGGACAUGGACGAGACGCGCAACGCUAUCGUCAACGCAUCUCGCCUGCCCAUGUCUAUCAUCAUCGUCGGGGUCGGAGGGGCGGACUUCAGUGCCAUGGAGUUCCUGGAUGGAGACGAUGGUCGUUUGCGCUCUCUCACUGGCGAGGCUGCCAUGAGAGACAUUGUCCAGUUUGUACCAUUCAGGCAGUUUCAAAAUGCACCGAAGGAAGCGCUGGCAAAGACCGUGCUGGCUGAAGUACCAGGUCAGCUGGUGGAUUUUUUUAAUACCAUGAAACUGAGUCCACCCAACUCCAACCCUGCAACCAACCCUGCAACCAACCCUGCAACCAACCCUGCAACCAACCCUGCAACCAACCCUGCAACCAACCCUGCAGGCACUGUGUAGCAGACUCAUCUCAUCUCCAGCAACUAUAGAUCACCUCAUAGCUUCCUCACAUUAUCCAAUCACCACACUGAGAUAAUAGAAAACACAUCCUACACAAUCACUCUCCUCGGUUGAAUAAUCUGUUAUUGCUUUUAGAUGCUAAAACAGGCUUGGUGCUUUUGAGAUUACAGUGAAUUCUAAAGCAACUGCAAGAUAACCCACACUAAGAUUUAAGGCUUUAGUGUUAAUGUAAUAUUUACUGAAUAACAGGAUAUUCAGAUUUACAAGAUAAUACACUGCAAAGCAGUGUGAUUAAUUUUUUUUUAAUGCGUGUUUGUUGGCUCCAGAAGCAAAUUAUAAAAAUUAGGUAAAAUGUAGAAUAGGGAGUUCUGGGCUUCUCUGCUUAGGCUGCUGCCCCCACGAGCCGGCCCCAGAUAAGC
This is a messenger RNA of Pundamilia nyererei, 2251 nucleotides long. Its product is annotated as copine-3. The coding region runs from base 156 to 1832 and encodes 558 amino acids. Gene Ontology annotation, molecular function: receptor tyrosine kinase binding; calcium-dependent phospholipid binding. Gene Ontology annotation, biological process: cellular response to calcium ion; ERBB2 signaling pathway. The transcript is spliced from 16 exons. NCBI's taxonomy places the organism in Eukaryota, Metazoa, Chordata, Actinopteri, Cichliformes, Cichlidae. The record is from RefSeq and is a predicted model, not a curated record. Gene Ontology annotation, cellular component: plasma membrane.